AUGUCCAGCAAGUCGUCCUCCCCGCCGGAGUCCGGCGAGAUGCCCACCCCGCGCGGUCCCCGCCCGCCCCCCAACAAGCCCCCUCCCCGCGCCUCCAGGCGCCCCAGCCGCUCCCCCUCCACUUCCAAGUCCCCUUCCAAGUCGGCCAAGUCGUCGAAAUCCCCCUCCCCGUCCCGAUCGCCCUCAUCCUCUGGGUCGGGAUCGCGGUCCCGGAGCGGCGGCCGCGGGAGGCGGGGCCGAUCGCGGAGCGCGCGCAAGAGCAGGAGCCGGGGCCGCAGCCGGAGCGUGAGCGUGCCGGCGCAUCAUUACUACCGCGGUCGGUCGGUGAGCCUGGGGCGCUACGAGGAGCUGGCGCACAGCACCAGCACAGUGUACGUGGCGGGCCUGGCGGCGGACACGGACGAGCGGCGGCUGAGGGAGUUCUUCAGGCAGUACGGGGCCGUGGCGGAGACCAAGGUCGUCUUGGACCCAGAAACGCAAGCGUCCAGGCGAUUCGGUUUUGUUAAGUUUGAGUCGACUGGGGACGCAGAUCUGGCAGUUUCCCAAGCACAUGGAAAGACGCUCGAUGGGAAAACCAUCCGGUGCAAUCUGGCAAGAUAUCCGCCACCAAGUAAAAGACAGAGGUCAGAAAGAGAAAAGUGGAGAGAGCGGCCAAGAGACAGAAGAGGAAUGAGGUGA
This is a messenger RNA of Ostreobium quekettii, 678 nucleotides long. The record is from the annotation of a GenBank genome assembly. Lineage: Eukaryota; Viridiplantae; Chlorophyta; Ulvophyceae; Bryopsidales; Ostreobiaceae.